Messenger RNA from Manis pentadactyla (Chinese pangolin), 1182 nucleotides. RefSeq names its product phosphoribosyl pyrophosphate synthetase 1 like 1 (gene PRPS1L1). Gene Ontology annotation, cellular component: ribose phosphate diphosphokinase complex; cytoplasm. The record is from RefSeq and is a predicted model, not a curated record. Gene Ontology annotation, molecular function: ATP binding; ribose phosphate diphosphokinase activity; magnesium ion binding. Gene Ontology annotation, biological process: 5-phosphoribose 1-diphosphate biosynthetic process; purine nucleotide biosynthetic process. Lineage: Eukaryota; Metazoa; Chordata; Mammalia; Pholidota; Manidae.
AUGGCACAGUCACUUGGGAAGACAGUUUGGUGCUUUCUUACAGAACUAAACUUAUUCUUACCCUAUGAUCCAGAAAUCACACUUCUUGGUAUUUACUCAAAGAAGCUGAACAUUUAUGUCCACACAAAAACCCUCACACAGAUAUUUGUAGCAGCUUUCCUCAUAACUGCCAAAGCUUGGAAGCAACCAGGUGCUGCCAUUUUGGUGGCCACACUUGUGAAAACCACCAGUUUAUACUAUCACAUUUAUUUUGUCAUUUGGAAAAAUAAAAGUGGCAGCUCCCAUCGUGCUGACCACCUGGACCUGGAGCUGGGCAAGGCUGUGACCAAGAAAUUCAGCAAACAUGGGACCUGCAUGGAAAUCAGCAAGAGUAUGCAAGAAGAAGAUGUCUAUAUUGUGCAGAAUGGUUGUGGAGAGAUCAAUGAAAAUCCAGUGGAGCUUUUGAUCAUGAUUAAUGCCUGCAAGAUGGCCUCAGCCAGCCUGGUUACUGCAGUCAUCCCAUGCUUCCCUUAAGCCUGGCAGGAUAAGAAGGGCAAGAGGUGGGCCCCAAUGUCCACCAAGCUUGCUGCAAAUACGCUGUCUAUAGCAGGUGCAGACCAUAUCAUCACCAUGGAACCACAUGCUUCUAAAAUGCAGGGCUUUUUUGAUAUCCCAGUAGAUAAUUUGUAUGCAGAGCCAGCUGUCUUGAAGUGGAUAAGAGAGAAUGUUGAGUGGAGGAACUGUACCAUUGUCUCAUCAGAUACUGGUGGAGCUAAGAGAGUGACUUCCAUUGCAGACAGUUUGAAUGUGGACUUUGCCUUGAUUCAUAAGAAACAGAAGAAGGCCAGUGAAGUCAAACCCAUGGUGAUAGUAGGAGAUGUGAAGGAUCAUGUGGCUAUUCUUGUGGAUGACAUGGCUGACAUUUGUGGUAUGACCUGCCAUGCAACUGACAAACUUCUCUCCGGAGCCACCAGAGUUUAUGUGGCCUUGACUCACUAUAUCUUUUCUGGCCCAGCCAUUAACUGCAUCAGCAAGGCAUCCUUUGAAGCAGUAGUCAUCAUCAACACCAUACCUCAGGGUAAGAUGAAGCACUGCCCCAAAAUACAGGCAAUUGACAUCUCUAUGAGCCUUGCAGAAGCCAUUAGGAGAACUCACAAUGCAGAAUCUGUUUCCUACCUAUUCACCCAUGUCUCUUUAUAUUAA